UGCUCCCCAGCCCGUCUUACCUCACCUGACCCCCACUGUCCCCUCAGACACCGAGAUCGACUGGAAGGCCUACAUGCAGGAGGUGGAGGGGUUUGCCAACGGGACCCUCGACUACACCCAGCUGAAGGGUGACACUGGGCCGCUGGUCUACCCUGCUGGCUUCGUUUACAUCUUCCUGGGGCUGUACUAUGCCACAGGCCGUGGCUCCGACAUCCGCCUGGCGCAAUACCUCUUUGCUGGCCUCUACCUCCUCAACCUCCUCCUUGUCUUCCGCAUCUACUGCCGAACCAACAAGGUCCCCCCGUAUGUUUUCUUCUUCAUGUGCUGCGCCUCGUACCGCAUCCACUCCAUCUUCGUCCUGCGGCUCUUUAACGACCCUGUCGCCAUGGCCAUCCUCUUCCUCGCCAUCAACCUCUUCCUGGAAGAGCGCUGGUCCUGGGGCUGCCUUCUCUUCAGCCUGGCUGUGUCCGUGAAGAUGAACAUCCUGCUCUUCGCACCUGGACUCCUCUUCCUCCUCCUGCAGCGGUUUGGCCUCCUGGGCUGUAUCCCCAAGCUCUGCAUCUGUGCCCUGCUCCAGGUGGUUCUGGGUCUGCCCUUCCUGCUGGUGAACCCUGUGGGGUACCUGACCCGCUCCUUCGACCUGGGUCGCCAGUUCCAGUUCAAAUGGACGGUGAACUGGCGCUUCCUCCCAGAAGAGGUUUUCCAGAAUCGAGCUUUCCACGCUGCUCUGCUCCUGGCUCACCUGGCUGGCCUGGGGCUCUUUGCACUGCACCGGUGGCACAGUUCCAAAGGGAACAUCCUGACUCUGCUGAAGAAUCCUGCCAGAAGGAAACCUGCAUCCCCACCCUUGACCAUCAACAAGAUCAUCUUCGUCCUCUUCUCCUCCAACUUCUUGGGCGUCUGCUGCAGCCGCUCCCUGCACUACCAGUUUUAUGUCUGGUAUUUCCACACGCUGCCCUACUUACUGUGGUGCACCCCAACCACCAAGCUUGCCCACAUGCCCAAGGUGCUGCUGCUGGGUGUGAUUGAGCUCUGCUGGAACACCUACCCCUCCACAGUCUGCAGCUCCCUCUCCCUACACAUCUGCCAUGGACUCAUCCUGCUCCAGCUCUGGUACGGCACAGGCCCCACGCCUGCACCGAGCAGAAAACCUGCAGCCACGUCCAAGAAAGCCCAGUGA
Molecule: messenger RNA, 1180 nt
Organism: Acanthisitta chloris (rifleman)
Lineage: Eukaryota; Metazoa; Chordata; Aves; Passeriformes; Acanthisittidae
Gene: ALG3
Product: ALG3, alpha-1,3- mannosyltransferase
Exons: 8
Cellular component (GO): endoplasmic reticulum
Molecular function (GO): dol-P-Man:Man(5)GlcNAc(2)-PP-Dol alpha-1,3-mannosyltransferase activity
Source: RefSeq, a predicted model, not a curated record